This is a messenger RNA of Rotaria sp. Silwood1, 1713 nucleotides long. The record is from the annotation of a GenBank genome assembly. Lineage: Eukaryota; Metazoa; Rotifera; Eurotatoria; Philodinida; Philodinidae.
AUGCUUAAUAUAUCACCGAACAGUAGCUUUGUACGUGAUAUAUCAGGUAUAACAACUGAUCGUCUGAAAAAUUUACUUAAUCAAACAUCUCAACGUCAAUCGAUUAAUCAUGAUAAACAAUUAACACAAAAACGAAUAUUAUUUAGUAUAAUUUUUCUAUGUCUUGUUCAAAUAAUUGUUCCAGACAGUUUUUUGCAUGUAAAUGAAAAAACAUGGAAUGCAAAAAAAUUCAUUGUUGUCGCUUGUAUACUUUAUACUAUUCGUGUAUUCAUACAUUAUAUACAUAUAUCAUUAGCUAAAUACGUAUUUUUAACAAAAACUGAAUUAAAACAACUUGGCCUAUUUGCACCAGAACCAGGAUUUGUUGUAUGUGAUGCUCCUCAAGUAGCUGAAGCUGCUUUUAAUCGUCAUAAAUAUCUUAAUAGAUUUUUAUGUUGGAUUUCACCACAAUCAUUAUAUACAUCAAUUCUUGAUCAACAAAAAACACCUAAUCCAACUCUUCCAUUACGUGUACUUACGGCUACUCUUGCUGAUCGUAUAGCAUCUUUAAUAAAUAUUCGUUCAGUAACUUCACCAAAUAAAUUUGAACAACAGAAAGAUUUAUAUGAUCAUACUAAUUCAACUAUUGCUACUCCUGAUCCAUUAACAACAUUAAGAAAUAGUGUCUAUUGGCAAUCAUCUCCAGAAUCACCAUCAACAAAUGUAAGCGAUUGUUCACGUUAUUUAAAUGAAUUUGAACGUGAAGCAUUAGAUUUAUCAAAUGCAAGUCAUAGUCGAAGUUUAAAUGAAUCAUUUUGUCGAAGUCCUAUAAUUUCAACCAAUGCUAUGAAUGAUACUGUAGCUGAACUUCGAUCACGUCCAUAUCAAAUGGCACAUGUUCGUUCAGCAACAAAUCAAAAUGGAUCAACAGUAGUCGAUGAUGAUGCACGUAAAUCGGAUUAUAAAAGAAUUAUUAGUAGCAGUAGUGGAUCUGGUAGUAGUCAAACAGGUGGCACACAAAAUACAGUAAAAUGGCGUAAAGUACGUAUUGAUGGACCACAAUUGUUUGUUUUACGUGAAAAUAUGCGCAAAUGGCUAACGAAAACAAUUCUCAUUCCAUUAACACGUGAAAUUGAAAAUGUUAAUCAAUCAUUAAUUGCUCUUGGUCAUACAGAUAUUGUCAUUGGAAAAACGACAACUAAUGAAAUAAAAUCAUUUAUUCGUUCAUGUACAAAUACGACAUUAGUCUCUCAAUUAAAUGAAAUAUUACCUAAUUUUGAAAUUCAUGCAAAUCAAGAAUAUAUUCUUUCUCGAAUACAAAUCUUAGCUCGUACAUAUAUGUCGGAUUAUAAUUGGAAAUCCGGUGUAAUUACUGAUGCUGAACUUGUAUUUAAUUUAUUUUGUAUUUAUUUUGAUCGACGUCUUACACCAGAUCCACGAUUCUUAGAUGGAAAAGUAUUUCGUGGUAAUUAUGUUGUACGACAAGCACAAUUAACAAACACAGCUCGAUAUCCAACAGCUUUAUUUGUCUAUCAAGAAAAACCACCAGUUUAUAAAGUUUUAUCAAAUGGUGAAAUUCAUGACGUACCAGCAGGUGAUCAUAAUUUGCUUGAUUGUCUUCUUCUAUUUGUUGAAUGUGUUAAUUCGACUCGAAAUGGGCAUCUUGGAUCAUUAAAUUUAGGUGCUAGUGGUGUGGAUAUUUUAUGGACUAUUAUGUCACCACCAUUAACAUAG